This is a messenger RNA of Salvelinus fontinalis (brook trout), 5588 nucleotides long. Its product is annotated as alpha-(1,6)-fucosyltransferase-like. Gene Ontology annotation, cellular component: Golgi cisterna membrane. Bases 761 to 2527 code for a protein of 588 amino acids. The record is from RefSeq and is a predicted model, not a curated record. Gene Ontology annotation, biological process: protein N-linked glycosylation. NCBI's taxonomy places the organism in Eukaryota, Metazoa, Chordata, Actinopteri, Salmoniformes, Salmonidae. Gene Ontology annotation, molecular function: glycoprotein 6-alpha-L-fucosyltransferase activity; protein binding. The transcript is spliced from 10 exons.
GUGACCAAAAGUGCCAUGGCCGCUUCCUCGCUUUCGGAGUGCUUAUAUAGGCUAGGUGACGGCCAUACCCCUCUCUCUCCCCGACGCUGAUGCAAUGGCACAAGGUAGCAGAUUGUCAAACUGCGGGCGAGUAGCCGCGGAAGGGACAUAAACCUAAUAAUUGGUGCCACAGGGCCAACUAUCAGUGCGGCUCCAGAACAGCAAUCUGACACGGGCAUACAUGCGCACUGCAGUUUAUAGUCAAUUCGAGUCUCCUCCGAAGGAGCCACACGCAGCAGUGACUAUUCCGACCUCAGCCUUCUCCAGGUCCUGUUUCCGCCGCAGCCUUUUCCACACGAUUUUGGACCAAAACAUUGCCGCUGCGUCAGACUCUAACUUCGUCAGGCCCCAUCGCUCGGAUCCCGCGGAAACCUGGUGUGUCAAGUGAAGGAGCCAGGCCAAACACAUGAAGUAAGACAGGAGGAAGCUAGAGGAAGAGGUGACACGUACAGACGAGGGGGGACCAGCAGGGGGCUAGGAGUAGAGCGGAAGGCGACACAGUCACGAGCGAGCAAGAGGUGGAGCCCCUAGCAGGACAGAGCUGGAACAACAGCAAGGGGCAUCGGUCAUGCUCUAGCACACGGAGAAGAGGCUGAACCAGAGAUACACUGCCCCAAAGACAUCCCUCCCACUGCCCCUGCACUGCGGUGCCAGUGAGGAUGCCCAGGCAGCUAUUGUGACGGGUCGCGACGGUGUGUGUAGGUGGGCAGGCUGAGCUACGAUGCGGCCCUGGGCGGGCUCCUGGCGCUGGGUUACUCUGGUACUGCUGGCGUGGGGCACGCUGCUAUUCUACAUCGGGGGCCACCUGGUGAGGGACAGUGAGCACCCAGAGAGAUCCAGCAGAGAGCUAUCCAAGAUCCUUGCCAAGCUGGAGCGCCUCAAGCAGCAGAACGAGGACCUGCGACGCAUGGCUGAGUCCCUCAGGAUACCUGAGGGCCAGGUAGAAGAGGGAGGGGCCCUGGCUGUGGGGAGGCUACGCUCCCUGGAGGACCAGCUGACCAGAGCCAAGCAGAAGAUACACAGCUUCCAGAGACUGACCGGAGAUGGUCCGGGCCCCACCCAGGAGGAGCUGAGGCGGAGGGUGGAGAACGGUGUGAGGGAGCUCUGGUACUUUGUCCACAGCGAGGUGAAGAAGCUGGGCCAUGUGGAGGCUGGGGAAAGGCCCAGACAGGCUGACACCCUGAUACAAGACCUGGGACACCAGCAGAGGUCCAUCAUGACAGACCUGUACUACCUCAGCCAGGCUGACGGAGUCGGAGACUGGAGAGUGAAGGAGGCCAGGGACCUGUCUAACCUGGUGCAGAACAGGAUCACGUACCUACAGAACCCCCAAGACUGCAGUAAGGCCAGGAAGCUGGUGUGUAACAUCAACAAGGGCUGUGGCUACGGCUGUCAGCUGCACCAUGUGGUCUACUGUUUCAUGAUCGCAUACGGCACACAGCGCACCCUCAUCCUGGAGUCCCACAACUGGCGCUACGCCACAGGCGGCUGGGAGACCGUCUUCCACCCUGUCAGCAACUCCUGUACUGACCGUACCGGGGUGUCUACAGGGCACUGGUCAGGUAGGCACGGUGAGACACAUGACAAGGACAUCCAGGUGGUGGAGUUACCCAUUGUGGACAGCCUGCAGCCCCGCCCCCCCUAUCUGCCCCUGUCCAUCCCUGAAGACCUAGCCCAGCGCCUCCACCGGCUCCAUGGUGACCCGUCCGUGUGGUGGGUGUCUCAGUUCGUCAAGUACCUGGUCCAACCUCAGGCCUGGCUGGAGAAGGAGAUCCUGGAUACCACAGCCAAGCUGGGUUUCAGGCAUCCCAUCAUAGGGGUUCAUGUUCGGCGGACGGAUAAGGUGGGGACGGAAGCAGCAUUCCACCCUAUAGAGGAGUAUAUGGUUCACGUGGAGGAACAGUUCCAACACAUGGCCCGACGCGUCCACGUGGACAAGAAACGAGUCUACCUGGCAACAGAUGACCCCUCACUACUGCAAGAGGCUAAGACCAAGUACCUAGACUAUGAGUUCAUCAGUGAUAACUCUAUCUCGUGGUCAGCCGGUCUACACAACCGUUACACUGAGAACUCUCUGAGAGGAGUGAUCCUAGAUAUCCACUUCCUGUCACAGACCGACUUCCUGGUCUGCACCUUCUCCUCACAGGUGUGCCGCGUGGCCUACGAGAUCAUGCAGACGCUGCACCCGGAUGCCUCCUCCUUCUUUCACUCACUAGACGACAUCUACUACUUCGGGGGCCAGAACGCCCACAACCAGAUCGCCAUCUACCCCCACCACCCCCGCAGCCCAGAGGACGUACCUCUGGAGCCCGGUGACGUCAUCGGCGUGGCAGGUAACCACUGGGACGGCUACUCGAAAGGGGUCAACCGUAAAAUGGGGCGCACCGGUCUCUACCCAUCCUACAAAGUCAAGGAGAAGAUCGAAACCGUAAAGUACCCCACGUACCCUGAGGCAGACAAGCUGCUCUCAAACUCUCAACGGAAGUGAAGAAGGAAGGGAAGGAUGAAAAUAAAAAGAGAGAGAGACACUCUGAAUCAGUUAGACUGCACAUGUUGUGAACCGAGAGAACAGUGGGAAAGGGAGAAAGAGAUGGGGGUGAUUAGACUGCACUGAGAGUGUGUGGGUCUGCCUGUGGGCAUUUACUUGUGUGUGAGUGUGUAUAUCUGGAUGUGAAUCUGUAAGUUGCGGAAUCUUGCACCUGCCACCACCCCGUCCCGGUGCACACAGAUGGGUUUUGUAGAGAAAUAGGAAGGAACAUUGUAUUUCAAACGAUCCUGAAAACAAUUAAAGGUCCGUAGCCGACAACACUCACUCUCCAAGGCAGACUGGGAAUGGACUAUCCAAUCAGGGCAAGCCUUGGAUCGAUAAAAAAAUAUUUUAAAAGCCUUGGAUCGAUGACUGGAAAACAAUUAUAAAUAAGAAGAAUUUACUUGUUUUCAUUUUUAUUAAAUUAUUUUGGUGGUUUAAAUUGUAUUCUUGCCUUCUUUUGUCUCUCCUUUGUUCAUUGAAUGUUUCUGGUAUCUUCCUCUUUCCAUAUUCACUCACUGCGUUCCUCCCUUCUCCUUUCGCUCCAAUAGUCCUACAUCUUAAAGGUCCUACAUCUCCAACAGUCCUACAUCUCCAACAGUCCUACAUCUCCAACAGUCCUACAUCUCCAACAGUCCUACAUCUCCAACAGUCUUACAUCUCCAACAGUCUUACAUCUCCAACAGUCCUACAUCUCCAACAGUCCAACAUCUCCAACAGUCCUACAUCUCCAACAGUCCUACAUCUCCAACAGUCCUACAUCUCCAACAGUCCUACAUCUUGUAUCCUCAUGUGCAAUUCAUUUUAUACCACCUUAAUGUGCUUUUUAACAUGUUUGUGUCAGGUGCUGGUGCGUUGUACUGUAUAUGAUGUGUGUGUGAAAGAUUAUGAGAGAUGCUGUGCGUGUUUGAUCUAUGGUGACUUAUGAUGACCUUUGAACUAUGGUGACCUAUGAUGACCUUUGAACUAUGGUGCACACAGAAGCCCUCUUCAGGCUCACCAAUGGACUCCACCGAGCUAAUGUCCUUUUCACAUCUGUACGUCUGUUCAGUCCGUCUGUUUGUUGUUGUUGUUUUUUAGUUCUAACAUUCAUGUUUCAAAUAAAUUAGGAAAAAAAGAGAUGCCUAUGUUGACAAUGCUAUGUUAUUAGAGGUUUGUAGUCGAUCGUGAUGAAGACCUCUAUACUCAAUGCUUCCAUAGAGCUUCCUCUAUGCUUCCACCUCUAUGCUCAACCACCACCACCCCGUCAAAGAAAAUCUUCUCUUAAAUGUGUUAUGAAGGUUGUUAUGGAUGAUACUGCUACUCUCAUGAAGGUCGUUAUAAUUUCUUCAAUAAGAGCCUACUAAUGUUAAUAAAGAUGGUGGAUAAAUGAAGAUAGUUCACCCAAGCGGUUUACCAUUGUAAAUAAUAUUCAAAUGUUCCUGUCUGUGUAAGUGGACGUUCUCUGCGAGAGAGGGAACCAUGCUAGUCCAUGCUGGUCCAUGCUGGUCCAUGCUGGUCUAUGCUGGUCUAUGCUAGUCCAUGCUGGUCUAUGCUGGUCUAUGCUGGUCUAUGCUGGUCUAUGCUGGUCUAUGCUAGUCCAUGCUGGUCCAUGCUGGUCUAUGCUGGUCUAUGCUGGUCUAUGCUGGUCUAUGCUGGUCUAUGCUAGUCCAUGCUGGUCAGGGUUGGUCUAUGCUAGUCUAUGCUGGUCCAUGCUGGUCUAUGCUGGUCCAUGCUGGUCUAUGCUGGUCUAUGCUGGUCUAUGCUGGUCCAUGGUGGUCUAUGCUGUUCUCUGCUGGUCAGUGCUGGUUGGAUGCUGGUCAAGCUGCAAAUGGCUAAAAUGUGAAUGUAAUGUAAAUGUAUGACCACCAUGGUCUAGCUGGUCAAGCUGGUCUGACCAGCAUGGUGUAACUGGUUAUGCUGGCCGGCAAGUAUGUCUAGCUAGUCAAGCUGGUCUGACCACCAUGGUCUAGCUGGUCAAGCUGGUCUGACCACCAUGGUCUAGCUGGUCAAGCUGGUCUGACCACCAUGGUCUAGCUGGUCAAGCUGGUCUGACCACCAUGGUCUAGCUGGUCAAGCUGGUCUGACCACCAUGGUCUAGCUGGUCAAGCUGGUCUGACCAGCAUGGUGUAACUGGUUAUGCUGGCCGACAAGUAUGGUGUAACUGGUUAUGCUGGCCGAUAAGUAUUUCUAGCUGGUCUGACCAGCAUGGUCUAGCUGGUUAUGCUGGCAGACCAGUAUGGUUUAGCUGGUCAAGCUGGUCUGACCAGCAUGGUCUAGCUGGUUAUGCUGGCAGACCAGUAUGGUCUAGCUGGUUAUGCUGGCAGACCAGUAUGGUCUAGCUGGUCAAGAUGGUCUGACCAGCAUGGUGUAACUGGUUAUGCUGGCAGACCAGCAUGGUCUAGCUGGUUAUGUUGUGUUUUUGCUGGAGGCCAGCCUUCGCUGUGUUUUGGACACUGCUGACCAGCAUAACCUAAAUCAAAAGCAACAUCAAGUCCAUUAUGCUGUCUUGCAAAGUGAUGUUGGAAUCCAGCCAGUGAACAAAACAUACAUUAAGGUACCAUAAAUUACAAAGACACUUUGGAGUAACAUUACAUUACUGUAAAGAAAGCACUGGUAAACCAAACAUUAUUUUGAAGUUAUGGUAACAUACUGUACUUUUUUUUUUACAGUAACUUAAAGGUAACUGGCUUGCAGUAAGUUACUGUAAAAACAAGUAAAGUUUUUUUAUAGUGUAUUAUAAAGAUUGUUAAAAGAUUAGAACCAUACGGCAUUAUGUCAUUUGUACCUAUGAGGGAACCCUUUUGGGUGACACGUAGAACCCUUUGAAUUCUCCCUGUAGGUGAACCAUUUAUAAUUUAAUUUAGAACCCUCAUGAACGACCAAUGACACGUUCUACAGUUAUACUUAUAGGAUACUUCAGAAGUACUUAUGGCACACACAGUAAAAAAUGACUUGUCAUUUGACAGUAAGUUACUGCCUACUGAGUUGCAGUAAAAAUACAGGACUUUUACAGUUGAAUAAAGGUGUUAUUGUUGUAAAA